Xylaria bambusicola is the source of this 1372-nucleotide messenger RNA. RefSeq names its product peroxisomal biogenesis factor 11-domain-containing protein. The coding region runs from base 339 to 1298 and encodes 319 amino acids. Gene Ontology annotation, biological process: peroxisome fission; regulation of peroxisome size. The record is from RefSeq and is a predicted model, not a curated record. Gene Ontology annotation, cellular component: peroxisomal membrane. Lineage: Eukaryota; Fungi; Ascomycota; Sordariomycetes; Xylariales; Xylariaceae. The transcript has 3 exons.
AUGCAUAUCCCUUAUUCUCACCAAAAACCCAACUUCGAACUGCCGCACCGUUGCAAUCUACCUCUGCCGACAUCCUACAUCGCCAGCUUAUUUAUACUUACGUAUAUAUAUUUAGUCGAUGAUCUUUUUUUUCUCUUCUCCCGUUAGUACUUAUUGAGAAAAAAAAUAAUAAUUAUAAUGUUCUUCUUGUUUCAGUAUUGAUAGCAUUUUCCUGUUCACCGCCGUUGUUUCAUCCGAUUUGAAAGUUAUAGCUUUUUGACUUUCACGCUGGCGCCUUACUAGAUAUACAUAUACAUAGUACAUACAUACUAUACCCGCUUAGGUAUAUAUACUGUACGAUGUCGUCGCAUACCUUUGAGCAAUUCGUGAGAUUCACGACCGAUGCGGCCGGCCUAGAGCGAACAUUCCGCCUCUUCCAAGCCACGGCGCAGAUCCUCUCCUCGUACACCCUCCCCUUCAACAUCCUCCUCCUCCUCCUCUCGUUCCUCCCUUCCACCAGCCCUGCUUCUACUCCCACGUACCCCGACGCCGCGACGACGCACGCCGUCCUCGUGGGCCUGCGCACCAGGUUCAACCUCGCGAGGCGAUAUUUCCGCCUCUUCCGGUUCCUAGAGUCCUUCCACGCUGCGCAGAAGCUGUACGCCUCUAUCAGCUCUGGCCCUACUGCUAGAGGUGGUAGUCGAUGGGGUGAUGCGCCGCUCUGGAUCGAUGUCUUCGGCCGCUCCUUCAACGGCAUGUAUCUCCUCCUCGAGGCCUCUACGAUCCUCGACGUGCAGCGCAUCGACGGACUCGCUGUCUGGGGCCCUGAAUUAGAGCCCCUGGUCGCUGUUGAGGGCCAGCGGUUCUGGUUGUUCUCGCUUGUGUGCGGCGUUUUGGCGGGCUUGCUUCGGAUCGCUGAUCUUGUUGUGCCUUAUGUGCCUGCGAAGCAAGUCGCUGUUGUUGGCAAAGAGGGCGAGAGUGUGCAUGAGAAGGGCGAGAGUGUGCGUGAGAAGGGCGAGAUUGUGCGUGAGAAGGGCGAGAUUGUGCGUGAGAAGAGUGAGGAUGAGAAAGCUGGUGGUAGCGAUAAGAAGGCGGAAGUUGACCAGUUAGUCAGAAGACAGGAGGUGCGGUCUCAGAUUUCUAAUCUUGGCCGUCGUGUCGUGUCUGACGCGCUUGAUAUCACGUUGCCUGGGAGCGUGGUGGGCUGGGUACCGGCGAGUACAGGCACGGUUGGUUUGGCUAUGUUUGUAACGACCAUAUUGACGAGUAUGGAUAUCUGGGAGAGGUGUGGGCGGGAGGUCGCUAAUAGCAGGAAGUGAAUGAGAUAGCUCGCAUUCUAUAUCAGAUAGAAAUCCCUAUUAAUAAUGUGACACAUACACGAAUCAACUCUUAG